CCAUCUCUCAACCUCAACCUCCAAAUACCCUCAUAGAAACCCCAUAUUCAUCAUGAGUGACGAAGUCUACGAGGGUGCGAUCGGUAUCGAUCUUGGCACCACCUACUCUUGCGUUGCCAACUAUGAGGGCACCAACGUUGAGAUCAUCGCCAACGAGCAGGGUAGCUUCACCACUCCCUCCUUCGUCUCUUUCACCGCCGAGGAGCGUCUCAUCGGUGAGGCCGCCAAGAACCAGGCUGCCAUGAACCCCAUCAACACCGUCUUCGAUGUCAAGCGUCUCAUUGGUCGUCGCUUCGACGACGAGACCGUCAAGAAGGACGUCGAGUCCUGGCCCUUCAAGGUUGUCGACCAGGGCGGCAACCCCUUCGUCCAGGUCGAGUACCUGAACGAGACCAAGACCUUCUCUCCCCAGGAGAUCUCCGCCAUGGUUCUUGGCAAGAUGAAGGAGGUUGCCGAGACCAAGCUCGGCAAGAAGGUUGAGAAGGCCGUCAUUACCGUCCCGGCCUACUUCAACGACAACCAGCGUCAGGCUACCAAGGACGCCGGUUCCAUUGCUGGCCUCAACGUCCUCCGUAUCAUCAACGAGCCCACCGCUGCCGCUAUCGCCUACGGUCUCGGCUCCGGCAAGUCCGAGAAGGAGAGGAACGUCCUGAUCUACGACCUUGGUGGUGGAACUUUCGAUGUUUCCCUUCUUCACAUUCAGGGUGGUGUCUUCACCGUCAAGGCCACCGCUGGUGACACUCACCUUGGUGGUCAGGACUUCGACACCAACCUUCUUGACCACUUCAAGAAGGAGUUCCAGCGCAAGACCAAGAAGGACCUGUCCGGUGACGCUCGUGCCCUCCGUCGUCUGCGCACUGCUUGCGAGCGUGCCAAGCGUACCCUCUCCAACGGUACCCAGACCACCGUCGAGAUCGACUCUCUGUUCGACGGCGAGGACCUGAACUCCAGCAUCACCCGUGCUCGUUUCGAGGAGCUCAACGGCAAGGCCUUCACUGGCACCAUUGUCCCUGUUGAGCAGGUCCUCAAGGACGCCAACAUUGACAAGUCCAAGGUUGACGAGAUCGUCCUUGUUGGUGGUUCCACCCGUAUCCCCAAGAUCCAGAAGCUCCUGAGCGACUUCUUCAACGGCAAGAAGCUCGAGAAGAGCAUUAACCCCGAUGAGGCUGUUGCCUACGGUGCCGCCGUCCAGGCCGGUAUCCUGUCCGGCAAGGCCACCUCCGCCGACACCGCCGACCUCCUGCUUCUGGAUGUUGUUCCCCUCUCCCUGGGUGUCGCCAUGGAGGGCAACAUCUUCGCUCCCGUCGUUCCCCGUGGCCAGACCGUCCCCACCAUCAAGAAGAGGACCUUCACCACUGUUGCCGACAACCAGCAGACCGUCCAGUUCCCUGUCUUCCAGGGUGAGCGUGUCAACUGCGAGGACAACACCUCCCUGGGUGAAUUCACCCUUGCCCCUAUCCCUCCCAUGAAGGCUGGUGACGCCCAGCUUGAGGUCGUCUUCGAGGUCGACGUCAACGGUAUCCUCAAGGUCACUGCCACCGAGAAGUCUUCCGGCCGCACUGCCAACAUCACCAUCUCCAACUCUGUUGGUAAGCUCUCGUCCACCGAGAUUGAGAGCAUGAUCAACGACGCCGAGAAGUUCAAGAACCAGGACGAGGCUUUCUCCAAGAAGUUCGAGUCCAGGCAACAGCUCGAGGCCUACAUCUCCCGUGUCGAAGAGAUGAUCUCCGACCCCGGCACCAGCAUGAAGCUGAAGCGCGGCCAGAAGGAGAAGAUCGAGUCUGCCCUGUCCGACGCCAUGGCCCAGCUCGAGAUCGAGGACGCCGGCUCCGACGACCUCAAGAAGAAGGAGCUUGCCCUCAAGAGGACCGUCACCAAGGCCUUCUCCACCCGGUAAACGGAUCGCGAGCACUAGGCUCUUGCUUUUUGAAAAUGCGACGGCGAUUGGCCGUCUCGGGGUUUCAUGUGUUCCUUUUUUGACCAAACGGCUUUUUUUCUCAUUUAGACUUGGCGGGUGCAACGGGCUUCCAAAAAUAAAAGUGUUAUGAUGUCCUUCACUUUGUGUAUGGAAAGGCUUUAGCGGCCCCCAAACGGUCUCAUGGUCCACGGUCCACGGCCUAGUACUACCACACUUCCGAUGUUCAGGCUUUGCUUUUGUUUGUGUUUUCGUCUUGAGCGUGAUGCGUGAGCGAGCGUAUAUCUCCAUACUGUAGCGCUUGAUCUUGACUGCUGGCGGGGGAAUGGGAUGACGAUGCUGCUGCUGUUAUUGCUGCUGGCUGGCUGAUCGGUCUGCUGUUUUCGACAAGUACAGUAACAAGAAAAAGAAAAAGAAGCUCCUGCGCGCCUGUUUGUCGCCUGAAUACCUACCUACCUGUUCUACCAACCGC
This is a messenger RNA of Aplosporella prunicola CBS 121167, 2387 nucleotides long. RefSeq lists its product as uncharacterized. The coding region runs from base 53 to 1897 and encodes 614 amino acids. The record is from RefSeq and is a predicted model, not a curated record. NCBI's taxonomy places the organism in Eukaryota, Fungi, Ascomycota, Dothideomycetes, Botryosphaeriales, Aplosporellaceae. Gene Ontology annotation, molecular function: misfolded protein binding; heat shock protein binding; ATP binding. Gene Ontology annotation, biological process: cellular response to unfolded protein; vesicle-mediated transport; protein refolding. Gene Ontology annotation, cellular component: cytosol; plasma membrane; nucleus. The transcript is spliced from 6 exons.